Messenger RNA from Pollicipes pollicipes, 507 nucleotides. Its product is annotated as isochorismatase domain-containing protein 1-like. The transcript has 4 exons. The annotation marks the transcript as partial. The record is from RefSeq and is a predicted model, not a curated record. NCBI's taxonomy places the organism in Eukaryota, Metazoa, Arthropoda, Thecostraca, Pollicipedomorpha, Pollicipedidae.
GGCAUUGAUAUAACUGUUAUCGAGAAUAACCGCAGAAGACCAGGUAUCGGCUUUUCAUUCCCGAUGAUGGCAGGCAACUUGGGGCAAGUAACUGCUAGCUCAACAGUUUUUCUUCUCUGUGAUGUGCAAGAAAAAUUCAAGCCAGCCAUUGCACACUUUAACUGUGUUGUGCAGUCAUGUUCAAAACUUAUAACAGCUGGUCGCAUUCUGGGAGUUCCUCUGCUAGUCACUGAACAAUACCCAAAGGGUCUGGGCAAGACCGUUCCCGAGCUGGAUGUGCAACAUGCAGCUGUCGUGGCUGAAAAGACCAAGUUCAGCAUGGUCGUGCCUGAGGUGGACGCCGUACUGGAGCAGCUGAAGCCCCGUGUGGCUGUCAUCAUGGGACUUGAGGCGCACGUGUGCGUGGAGCAGACGGCAGCCGACCUGCUGGCGCGCGGCCACGUGGUGCACGUGGUGGCCGACGCCGUCAGCUCACGCUCACAGGAGGACCGGCUGCUAGCGUUUGAC